AUGUUAUUAGUAAAGCUUACUGAGAAAAUAUAUUUUCCUGUCAAAAGGUUUCUUGUUCAGUCUUCUUGGACAUGUUUGGAUUUAAAAAUAAAUGGGUGGUCCAGUGCUUUGAUUUUUGCUGGUUACAUUGUUUUAAAUAGGCCGUGGGCGUUUGUGCAAUGGCUGGAGACAGCAACUAUUCAGGAAGAAUACAUUCUAAUGGCAGAACCUGACCACAUAUUUGUAAAUCCUUUGCCAAAUUUGGCUCAUGGAGAACAUCCAGCUGCAUUCCCUUUUUUCUACAUAAAACCGGCUGAGAACGAGAAAAUCAUUAGAAAAUUCUAUUCUGAAGAAAAAGGUCCUGUUACCAAUGUUGAUCCAAUUGGCAAUUCUCCAGUAAUCAUCAAGAAGGCAAUUCUGGAGAAAAUUGCGCCUACGUGGAUGAAUGUGUCCUUGCGGAUGAAAGGUGACCCAGAGACUGAUAAAGCUUUUGGUUGGGUUUUAGAAAUGUAUGCAUAUGCAGUUGCAUCUGCUUUGCAUGGCGUGCGGCAUAUUCUUCGCAAAGACUUCAUGUUACAGCCCCCGUGGGAUACGGAAAUUGGAAAGAAGUUCAUCAUCCAUUAUACAUAUGGAUGUGAUUACAACAUGAAGGGAGAGUUAACUUAUGGAAAAAUUGGAGAAUGGAGAUUUGACAAGAGAUCUCAUCUUCGUGGUCCUCCACCAAGAAAUCUCCCGCUGCCCCCUCCAGGCGUUCCUGAAAGUGUGGUAAGACUUGUGAAGGCAGUGAACGAGGCAACUGCGAACAUUCCUGGAUGGGACACAGAAUAACUAUCAGCCGAGAUUGGAGUAAAAUCUUCAAACUUCGAC
Molecule: messenger RNA, 846 nt
Organism: Olea europaea var. sylvestris
Lineage: Eukaryota; Viridiplantae; Streptophyta; Magnoliopsida; Lamiales; Oleaceae
Product: hydroxyproline O-arabinosyltransferase 3-like
Exons: 8
Coding region: 1-807 (268 amino acids)
Molecular function (GO): glycosyltransferase activity
Source: RefSeq, a predicted model, not a curated record